AUGGACUACUGGUCGAACGGCUUUAUCGUAUGCAAGCCUUCUAGGAAAUUAGUUGUCCUGGAAUGGCCUUCUGCGAACAUUUGUAGCAAAUUCAACAACUUCGCAACGGUUAUUCAAGGUCGUCAGGCUACACAAGGUUACCCACAAUAUCCAGCUGGUCAGUAUCCACCAAAUCCCUCUGCACCUCCUUAUACACAGCAGCCGUAUCCUCAGCAGCCUUAUCCUCAACAGCCAUACCCACCCGUACAGCAGCCACCUACUACUGUGGUGGUGCAAGAGCGACCACCUCCAAUAGUAGUUCAGCAGAGGCCUCCUGCAGUGGUUGUACAACAGACUCCUCCUCCAGUGGUGGUUCAAGAGAAAGUUGUGAUUAAGGAAAGUAGGCCUGGAGUGGGAGGCUUGGCUAUGGGAAUGGCCCUUGGCAUGGCAGCAGAAGCAGCCAUUGAGGGAAGUCACCAUCACCAUCACCAUCACCAUCGUAGGCAUCAUCAUGGACACCAUCAUGGGCAUCACCAUCACAGGUGGUGAAUUCAUGGAAAGAUGAUAUGUAAAUCUGAUUUAUCACAGCAGUAAUUACCUCCAGUAUAGAUGACAUCAAAUGGCAAUCCCUAUAAUGAUGGAGGCAUUCAAAAUAUUAUUUUUUAAUUAGAUAAAUUACUGUGACUGCUCAGAAUAUAAAUAAUUUGCAUGAAUAUCUAAAAGCAGGCUAUAGCUAGUACUAUUUCUUUUGUAUUUAAAAGAAAAUUAUUGAAUUGAUUAAUAGAAAUAACUUAUGUUUUAAUGGAAACUAAUUGGAAGACUAGUAUUAAAUACUGGGUACUCAGUAAUGUAUAUGAAGUUAUCAUUCUAAUAAAGACUUUCCCAUAUGUUG
Molecule: messenger RNA, 871 nt
Organism: Penaeus monodon (black tiger shrimp)
Lineage: Eukaryota; Metazoa; Arthropoda; Malacostraca; Decapoda; Penaeidae
Product: gamma-gliadin-like
Exons: 5
Coding region: 1-528 (175 amino acids)
Source: RefSeq, a predicted model, not a curated record